Messenger RNA from Schistosoma turkestanicum, 3028 nucleotides. Lineage: Eukaryota; Metazoa; Platyhelminthes; Trematoda; Strigeidida; Schistosomatidae. The record is from the annotation of a GenBank genome assembly.
CGCGGUACCUUCGAAGCGCAUCACAUUUAUUGCUCACUACGUUGGUUUAUACGAUUCCUUUUUUGCUCAAGGCUUUAAGUAUCUAAGAGAAUAUUUCAAAUAACAUCAAUGACGCGAUCGGAAACAAAACUUCCGACGGUUGAUCGCAUUGUGACAAGUGUACCUCCUCCUCCUAGUAAAUUAAUGCCUUCCAGCACAGUGUUCGAUUCUAAAGGUCGUCCACAAUUGGAUAUUAUUGGACCACAUUUAAUUGCUGAAGGUCGAUUAACAGAAGAAGCAAUAUUAAGAAUUAUUACGGAUGCUUCAGCUAUAUUAAAAUCUGAAAAAACUAUGCUUGAAUUAGAGGCUCCAAUUACAAUUUGUGGAGAUAUACAUGGUCAAUUUUAUGAUUUAAUGAAACUUUUCGAAGUUGGAGGUCCUCCUGAAACAACACGUUAUCUAUUUCUUGGUGAUUAUGUUGAUCGAGGUUAUUUUAGCUUAGAGUGUUUAAUUUACUUGUUCAGUUUAAAAAUUCUACAUCCACGUAGUUUAUUCCUUUUACGUGGGAAUCAUGAAUGUCGUCAUUUAACACAAUAUUUUACGUUCAGACAAGAAUGUAUCAUGAAGAGUACAGAACGUGUUUAUGAUGCAUGUAUGGAGGCAUUUGAUUUUCUACCAUUAGCUGCAUUGAUCAAUCAACAAUUUUUAUGUGUACACGGUGGUCUAUCACCUGAAUUGCAUACAUUAAAUGAUAUUCGUAAGUUGGAUCGAUUUAAAGAACCGCCAGCAUUUGGUGCAAUGUGUGAUUUAUUAUGGGCUGAUCCAUGUGAAGAUUUUGGUCAAGAGAGAAAUUCCGAACAUUUCAGUCAUAAUACAGUUCGUGGAUGUUCUUAUUUCUACAGUUUUAAUGCUUGUUGUCAUUUUUUACAAGCUAAUAAUUUAUUAUCAAUAAUACGAGCACAUGAAGCUCAAGAUGCUGGUUAUCGAAUGUAUAGAAAAAGCCGACAAACUGGAUUUCCUGCUUUAAUUACAAUUUUCUCUGCACCAAAUUAUUUAGAUGUUUAUAAUAAUAAAGCUGCUAUAUUAAAAUAUGAAAAUAAUGUCAUGAAUAUACGUCAAUUCAAUUGUUCACCUCAUCCAUAUUGGUUACCGAAUUUUAUGGAUGUAUUCACUUGGUCAUUACCAUUUGUCGGUGAAAAAGUUACUGAAAUGUUAGUCAGUGUACUUAAUAUAUGUUCAGAUGAUGAAUUAUUAUCGGAUACACCAGAAGAUGAAUCACAAAUUACAGCACGUAAAGAUGUGAUACGGAAUAAAAUUCGGGCGAUUGGUAAAAUGGCUCGUGUAUUCACUGUUUUGAGAGAGGAAAGUGAAACUAUACUUGAACUCAAAGGACUUACUCCAACUGGUAUGCUUCCAUUGGGAGCAUUAGCCGGUGGUCGAGAAGCUAUCAAAGCUGUUUCUGGAACAUGGACACCGCAUAAAAUUCAAUGUUUUGAAGAAGCUAAAGCAUUUGACAAAGUCAAUGAACGUAUGCCACCUCAUUUAGAUUCAAAACAACAAUGUUGGCCGUAUUCUUCUUCGACACCAACAACGAAUACUAAUACAAAUACUAAUAAUACUGCUUCUGGACAAGAUGACGCAAUGAAAUUAUCCAAUUCACAUAUUAAAAUUAUUCAUGAUUCAAUUUUAAAUGAAAAUAAUAAUAAUAAUAAUACUGAUGAUGAUGCUUUACUAACAUUGAAUUCACAAAAAUCCUCUAUGCCGAGACCACCGUCAAUUUGUGAAGAACGUUCAUCCGAUGAUGAUGCUGAUGCUGAUGAGGCUGGUGAUUCUGAUGUGGAUAAUAAAGUUAAAUCGGAUGAUAAAAAAAAAUCAAAGUCACAAUUCGAUUCCGUUCGUACAUUGUCGAAUUCAUCAAAUCAAUCGACUAGUUCUUCUAUUACUAGUACUACUACUCCUUCUACGUCUACUACUACUACAAGUAGUAGUAGUAGUAGUAGUACACCACAAUCUAGAACAGUUAUCACACGAAUAACACCGACUAAACAAAAAUAAUCAAGAAACAAUCAUUCAAAUGCUUCCAUAGAAUAUUCUCAAUUCUCAAUUCUACAUAAUCUUUGUUGAAAAUCCAUCCAACCCACAUAUAUAUAUAUAGAGAGAUAUAUAUUACAUAAUCGUUAUAUAUACAGAUAUAUAUAUUAUGUAAUUCAUACUCUUUCCUUCAUUUUUUUUCUCUCCGAUUGGUUGGUUGCGUUUUAUUUUCUUUUUUCUCUUGUUUGUCAAUUGUUUUUGUGUUUUGUUUUUUUACUAUUGUUGUCGUUUGUCCGCUUCAUAAUGAUGAUGAUCGACAAUCGAUGAUCGACAAUCGAUAAUCGAUAAUUGAUAAUUGACAAAGUUUUCUCUCCCUCUCUCUCCCUCCCUCCGUUUUUUUUUUUCAAAAUUUAGCUCAUUCCGUUUAUUGGUGUGUGUGUGUGUUUAUUUUUACUCUUUGCUAAUUUUUUUUUGUGUACAUUUCCUCCUCUAUGGUGUAUUUUCUCGUUUGUUUUGUGUUUGUUUUGAGGUGUGUGUGUGUGUGUAGAAUUUUUAAUUGAAAUCAAUGUGUGUGCUGCCGUUGUCCGACUUUCCCGCCCUCCGCCCUCCGCCGGCCACCUGAUGAACUAAUCGUUGAACUAGGAAAACACUAGUAGCUACGUUAUUCUACCCAAUGUCUCAAUGUAGACAACACAAUCAAUCUACACUGCUUUUCUUGGAUACACUGAUACGGAUACUGAUGACGAUAAUGUAUGUUAAUCAUAGCAAUGUCAGCAUUUUCCUCAAAUGACAGAAUACACUUAAUCUAGUUGAUACAAGUGUCUAUUUUUUUUGGUUUGUCUUGUGUAAAAAUGAUUACACACUGUAUGCACAAAACACAGCAACAACUACAACUACAACAAUGAUAAUCAUAAUAAUCCGCUAUAAAUCUGUACCCAAAAAACAAAGAAACCAAAAACUAACACAAAUUUUUGUUUUUAUAUACGCUCAGUAUUUCUUUUAUUUUUGGUUUUAGCAA